CUGUUUUCAUAAAUGAACUUUGCGUAGUACAGGAGUGUUGUUGGAUGAACGAGUUCGUUGUCGGAAUCGUGUUUUCACAUGCACAGUGCGCGUUUAAAGGCAGAAUAUGGAUUUGUUAUAGUCACAGAUUGUACUUACAUAUAAAUCAAGUGUUUCUUGGGAUCUGAUCAUUGGUUUUAAGUCAAGGUUUCGCUGUUAACUGCCAAGCUAGGCAAGAUGGGCUGUUGUUGCCAGUCACUUGCUAAAUGCUUUGGAGUGUGGCUGUGGUGGACUUUGUUCGCUAGAAUAUAUGUAUUGGGUCAGUUGAACUUAUUCAUAACCCAGCAACACAUGAAAUCAGACCUAAAUCUCGACUUUGGCUCCGAUAUUUAUUUGAUUGAAAAUGGAAAGGUUCCAGCAAUUCUUCAACACCCGGAAUCAUUGUAUCGCCUACUUGCACCGCUGCCAACAGAUGUCAACAAAGUGCAGUUAACUUGGCGAUCGUUCCCUCUGAAUUUUCAGUAUUCACUUGAGAUUUCAUCAAGUAAUCCUCAAGUUGCACCUAUCAAUUUUGCAUUACCUUCAAUUGGAACAGUUCCAACAUACAAUGAAGUCUUUUCCUUGGAAUUUCCAUGCACUCACAAAGGAGGGAUAACUGAGCUUCAUUUCUCUGUAAAUUUCACUCAAAAAGGGAUUUUGAAGAAUCAGCUCAAUCUUAUUGUUAAGAAAGAAUGCAGUUUGUCACUGCCACAUAUUGAUACAAACAGUGCUGAGACUGGGACGAACGUUCAGAGAAACACAAUAAUUGCAGCUGCUGCUGGUGUCACAGUUUCGUUGUGUUUCUUGCUUUGUAUUGGUUUAUAUAUUCGCUACCACAGAAAAACGCGUAGGCUGCAGAUGAAGUUUGACACAGAGUAUGAACUUGCUGCCAAUAGCGAAACAAGACAAAUCAAAGACCAGCAUGAUUUGAUUAAUCAUGUUUAUGAAGAGGAGGAUGAUGCUCCACCACGACCCAUUUUCAAUCCAAAGAAGGCAAAAUCAAAGAAAUGGAAUAAAUUAUCAAGACAUAGAAGGAAUUUGAGAAUUCCAGUUGAGGGCAAUCCACCCUCUGCAUAUCAGCAGUCCACAGCAACCCCUGCUUCCCCAGGAUCUGUGAUGAGAGUGCUUGAAAAUAUUCCGGAAGAGCAUGAAGAAAACAAAGAAGAUACAGAAGAAGAAUGUGAUGAAGAAAUGAGACCUAUGUUGUCUAGUAACUGCAAAAAUGGUUCUCAGGUUGACAAAAAACCCCCUGUCUCACAAGAUCUUGAUGAGGUGUCAAAAUGCCCAGCUAAGAAAUGCAAGCGAUCAAAACAUUCACAGAGUGGUCAUGUUGAAGUUACCCUGUCUGGGGAUCGAGCAAAUGGUCACAACUGUCAUACUAGAACUGACCACGAAGAUGGUCUCUACCAUGUUUUGAAUGAUCAUUGGAGGCAGCAGUUUAGCGGCUACAUUCUUGAGCAAGAUGCUGUUGCCAUUGACCCCAGGCCCUUUUCAAAAGGUGCCUAUGGCUAUGUACACAAGGGAAGAGCAAGAAUUUUGAGGCAGGAAGACAAAGUUAUGCUUGUUGCUGCUAAAAUCAUGAAAGAUUCGAUGGAUUUUGAAACAGUAUCUGCGUUUGUCUCAGAAGCAGUCAUAAUGUCAAAGUUUGAUCAUCAAAAUAUCCUACAACUACUUGGGGUUGUUAUACAAGGAAAUGCUCCACCAAUGAUAGUUAUGCCAUAUAUGAAACAUGGGGACUUGAAUCAAUUCCUUCGAAAUGCUCGAGCCACGCCAAGAAAACCACAGCUUCUAAGCACACGGCAGCUUAUCAACUUUGGUCUUCAAAUCGCAAAAGGAAUGGAAUAUUUAGCAAAUAUGCGAUAUGUUCACAGAGAUCUAGCAACAAGGAAUUGCAUGGUAAGUGAAGAACUUGAAAUCAAAAUAUCCGAUUUCGGUCUGGCAAAAGAAGUUGGACAUGAUGACAGCUAUGUAAUGGCAAAGAAAACAAAGCUGCCAAUCAAGUGGAUGUCAAUUGAAAGCCUGAAUGGCGUGUUCUCAGAAAAAAGUGACGUGUGGUCGUUUGGUGUUGUUCUUUGGGAACUGAUGACAUUGGGCAAGCAACCCUACUCAGGAAUCAAUAGCACAUCUAUGGAAGAGUAUUUGUUAAAAGGAGAGAGGUUAUCACAGCCGAAGAACUGUCCUGAUGAAAUGUAUACAACAAUGCGACUCUGCUGGAGAGAAGACCCUUGCGAAAGGCCGCAGUUCUCAGGACUCUGUGAACGAAUUUCCUCUUAUGAGUCAAAAUACAAGAAGUAUUCUUUGGACUUUACCUUGGCUAAAUCGCAACCUGUUGCAUCAUGAUUAUUAUAUCUGUAAGUGUGUAAAUAAGCCUGUAAAUAUGAUUUUUCUAUUAUGUCCGUUAAUAAAGUAAAUUAUUUUUCAAUUUCACACACUAACCGGUUCUACCUUGAAAUCUAUUCUUCUCUGGCUUUCCACUAAUAUGCUUUGGAAAGAAUACAAAAUCAUCAGUGUAAAACUAUUAUUCGCAGCACCAAAAUGCUAAAUAUCUCGUGUUUAAUCGUUAUAAAGUGAUAAUAGAAAGGCCAUUUCAUUCUCUAAUACUGUUGAUUUGUUUGAUAUUCUUUCCUAUAUUCAACUCACCACAAUUAUUUUCUUGUCAACCUUUAUUUAUUGUUUCUUAUGACUUCAAGAUUGAAGUUCCUAUUUUCAUUCCCUGUCGGAAUUUUUGCGUUAAUUUUUAUACCCAUCAUAUUACUUACCUUUCUCGAGUUUGUAUUGUUUUAAACACCCAUGGUAGUUAUACAUAGAUGUACAUCAAAUACACAACUCGUAACACAUAUUAUAUCAAUAAAUCAUUGUAUAUUUGCAAGGUUAGUUUCAAACAUGCAUGAUGCUCUUAUUAAGGCGUUCAAUAUAUUUGUCAAGGAUUCAGGAAUCAAAUUUGUUUUUGACGGGGCUAAAGGGCUGUUGAUUUUAGCUAUAUUUUUAUUGCUAUGCCAGUUCUAGAUAAAGUUUAUAUGGGUUUUCUAAAAACCAAUAAUAAUUUCCACAAUAAACAAUAUAAGUUGUAUAGCCUUUGGUUCACCUAUGGUAUGCUUACCAAUCAUUUGUUUACCUACCAAUCUUCAUUAUACAUGUAGUCAUUUCUGCCAGACCAAAUUUUCAUCAACACUUCAGUCUUAGACCAUUGACAGGAAUUUUAUGCCUGAAGAGCAUCAACAUCAACCACCCAACUAUAACAUUCUUAAAUGAAAUAUUUUAUCCUUUUGAUCUGUGUAAACCCAACCUGUUCUGAUUUCGCAUCGUCAAUAGCCGUGCAUUUAUACAUCAAUCGUUUUUGAUGUAAAGAUUGGGUUCCUUUAUUUAUCUUUGCAUGUAUUUAUUUUUAAAUAGUAUUGUUGAUUGUUCAAAUGGGAAAACGUUGACGCUUCGAUAAUUCGGAAAUCUUUGUACAAAUUGAUUCAUAGAGUGUUUUUAAGAUUAUAGUCUAUUAUUACUUCCGUGCUUGAUCAUGAAUAUAAUUCAUAUCCUUUCCCACUCGUUAUUUGUUAGAACAAUGUUGAUAAUAGAGAUAUGUUUGAACCUUUUGUAAUUUGUUGAUUAUGAAUCACUUCAAACAUUAGUCAAGAGUACGCUGUACCAGUUUCACGUAAAUGACGAUCCAUUUCCACUUCAAAGACGACCCAUUUUCCUGCAAAGUUAAUUUCAUCAGGUUCAUCUUCAACUCACCAUAGGCUCGAAUUAUGCCGUUUUGAGGAGUCUUUCUCAGACUUCUGACACCCGUCUGAAACGACAUUCCUCUUUUCUAUACCUCGCAUACAACGUCCUUAACGGUUGCAGGUACAGCGUUUUCUUUUGUUUUGUGGCAAGAAACUGGGCUGUAAGAUCAGAUUUCCUCGAACAUUUAAAAGAUUCGUUCACCAGCCUCCUGUUGUAUGAAGUCAUUUCCAGCUUCUUGCCCGUCUUGCCUCUUUGUCAUGUUGCGUAUGCUUUCUAUAGCUCAGUUACGGUAGUAAUAUAUUGUAAAUAGUAAGAAUGUUACAUUUAGUUGCGGGUUGUUCGCGUGCUGUUUGCGGGAUUUUCAAGGGCUGAUUCUGCUUCGAUUCCAAGUCCCGUUGCCGUUUAUAAUCUUUUGUCGCUCCCUCCUUUUAUAACCUGUCCCUCCGUUUCAACAUUCGCCUGCUUCAAGUGAUCAUCACUUUAAAUAGAUUUGAUAUUUUUAUCUCCCGCCCCUUCCCGCACAAAUUCUGUCUCAUCCCCUCGUUCUAAUGUUGUUUGGUGGCCGUAAAGAGGCUGGUUCGAUGAACCUUUGCCCUCGUAGUUUUCUAUGUUCUCGCUGCAAUCAAAAUGCGAUUUGCGAACACUUCGUUGCUAAAUUUCUCUAUAACAUUAAACUGUAAAUUGCAAUUGGUAAAACUGUAAAUAAUAUUUGUAAUAGAUCAUUGUGUUAAAGGUGCGCCCGUUUCGGAAAAAUGCCAACGUAAUUUGAAUGGUGGCAACUUGUGUAAAUAUAUAUUAUUUGUCUAAUCGUAUGAUGAGACUUCGAUCCGUUUACCACAUUAGUUGAAGAUCUCAGUUAAUUUUCUCCAUAAAAUACAUACAGAAAAUUA
This is a messenger RNA of Rhopilema esculentum, 4628 nucleotides long. RefSeq lists its product as uncharacterized. NCBI's taxonomy places the organism in Eukaryota, Metazoa, Cnidaria, Scyphozoa, Rhizostomeae, Rhizostomatidae. Gene Ontology annotation, biological process: cell surface receptor protein tyrosine kinase signaling pathway; positive regulation of kinase activity; protein phosphorylation. The record is from RefSeq and is a predicted model, not a curated record. Gene Ontology annotation, molecular function: transmembrane receptor protein tyrosine kinase activity; ATP binding. Gene Ontology annotation, cellular component: plasma membrane; signaling receptor complex.